AUGCCGACAUGCAAAUAUGACGGCAAGACUGAUCCGCAGGACCACAUAUCUGCUUAUGAGGGACACAUGCUGCUAUACACUGCUAACGACUCGGUAUGGUGUAAGGUGUUCCCCUCUACGCUAAUUGGGCUUGCCCAAACAUGGUUUAAGAGCAUACCACCGGCAACUGUCUUUGAAUUUCGCCAGCUCACAUCCAUGUUGGUUACCCGUUUUGUCAAUAACAAGUGCAUGGAAAAGACUACCGGCGAGCUGAUGUCCAUCAAACAAGAGGACUCUGAAAGCUUGAGGGAUUAUGUGGGGCGUUUCAAUGCAGAAGUCAUCACCAUCCCCAGCCUGCAGCAGGAGCUAGCAGUCUUGGCCUUGAUGACAGGUCUGAAAGAAGGGACUGCCUUCAGAAGCUACCUGGGCCCCAAAAACCUGACUAGCCUAACGAAAGUCUUAGGAAAGGCGAAUGACUUCAUCAGGGGUGAGCAGUUCAACAAGGCAGCAGCUGCUAAAAGGCCGGCAGGAGACGAGAAGGAGGAGGAGAAGGAUCGCAGAGAAGAUAAUUAUAGAAAAGAUAAAAAGCUGGAAAAUUUCGACAGGAGAGAGGAAAGCAAUUCUGUAAAAAAGGGACAGGAAGGGGGAACUGACCGGUAUCGGAAUUAUACCCCUCUGACAUUGUCUGGAGCUGAGAUAUAUGAGCUUCAUAAGAAAGACGACAAGUGGCAGCGGCCCAGAAAGAUGUACAAUAAGGGCCGGGAUAAAUCAAAGUGGUGCGAGUUCCACAGGGAUUAUGGUCAAAUCACCGAUGACUGUAAGGACCUGAAAGACGACAUUGAAGAUAUGAUAACAAGAGUAUACUUCACAAAGUACCUCGUAAAAGUGGACCAGAAAUCCCCGUCCAAAGAUGAUGAAAACGGCUAUAGGAAGUUGGUAAAGGAACGGAUAAUCGAGAUCCAUGUAAUCUCAGGAGGGCCGACACGCGAAGGAAGCAUACAUGGUGCCAAAGCUAGCCUGAAGGAGGUUAGGCACAAGUGA
Beta vulgaris subsp. vulgaris (sugar beet) is the source of this 1020-nucleotide messenger RNA. RefSeq lists its product as uncharacterized. Bases 1 to 1020 code for a protein of 339 amino acids. The record is from RefSeq and is a predicted model, not a curated record. NCBI's taxonomy places the organism in Eukaryota, Viridiplantae, Streptophyta, Magnoliopsida, Caryophyllales, Amaranthaceae. The transcript has a single exon.